AUGCCGAGAUGGUGCUCCUGGGGGAGCAUCAGCUCCAGCCCAGUACUGCCCAUUCACAGAUGCUCCCUGGCAGGGUUCUGUUGUCUCAUGCACAGUGCUUUGUUAAUAAUUCUGGUUAAUUGUAUGAAGUCCUUGCCCUGCCGUGGAGCCAAGGGACGGCGAGGGGCGGUGGAGCAGAAGGGAACGGGCUUUGUCCCCCGCCCAGCCCGGGGGCGGUGCGGCACAGCCGGAGCUCCCAGCGCGGCCACCGGCACAGCCCUCGCUGCUCAUCCGGAGUUCGCUGGUGCGGGGCAGAGCCAUCGUUCCGCGGGGCUCGCAGGCUCCGCUGCCAUGCGGGGCCCGCUGCUCUGGGCGGUUUGGCUGCUGGCCACCGGCUGCCUGGUGGGUGCCACGGGCAGCUGCCGGCACCGCUGCUGCUCCGGCAGGAACAACGCCUGCUGGGCCCCCGGCACCCGCCGGGCUCUCUGCUACUGCGACUCGUACUGCCAGAGGACGGGGGACUGCUGCCAGGACUACCUCGCCACGUGCCGCCGUGCCGCGGUGGGCUGUGCUGUGGGGCCCUGGGGGCCGUGGAGCGGGUGCAGCUCCCCGUGCGGGGUUGGCAGCAGGGCCCGCAGCCGCCAGGUCACUGUCCCGCCCCGGCACGGAGGGGAUCCCUGUCCCGACCUCAAGCAGCGCCGCGGCUGCCUGGGGCAGCACCCGACCUGCGGGACGGCCAAAGCUGCUCUUCUGCCAGAGGUAGCCAAGAUACUGCCCAGCUCCUUCAGCCAGGACUUGAGAGAUCCCUGGCAAAGAGCUGGGCUGCUGCUGCCGGAGGAGCCCUCUGGCUCCCCCCUCCCCAGCUACUGCGGCUAUUUCCGCCUGACGCAGGUGGGGCCCCCGUGCCGUGGGCAAGCCUGGAGCCGCCGCCUGCACCGGGACAAGCAGGUGUGUGUGGAAUGCUGGGGGAAUCUGUCCCAGCGCCGUCCCCACUGCACUGGACACGGGCUGCAAGGAGCCAGGACAUUUUGGGUGGCUGCUUCUGUGGUAGGGUGCCAGGGCUCGUGGGUGCAGGAGGGCCUGCAGGAGGGCUGUGUCUGCUCCCCACCAGCUCUCAUCUUCGUGUAGGAUCCCCCUGGGAAGGUGAGCUGAGCCUCCCCAUGGCACCACUCCUUGCUGGGGAGGUGGGGAAUGGAAUAAAAAUGUGGUCUCUUUCAUAACUUCACCCUUCUGCAGGUUUGCUGCUCACCCUUGGAGCCAGCUCCCUCUGUUGUCCAUUAAAUAUUUUGUUGAAGAAUGGAAAAACCCUUCUUAUAAAGAUUAAAAAUAAGGGAAUUGCUAAAGUGUGGUGAUUAAUGGUAGAACAACAGCACAAUGAGGUUAAGUCUGGGUCAGAAGAUGAUGCAGUGGUGACGUGUGUGAUGAUGUCACGCUCAGCCAUGACAUCACACUUUCAGGGAGCUGCGGCCGGCAAGACACGUGAGGAUGGAGGCAGCGUCCUUCCUCUUGUCUGAACUCAUUCACUGCAGUACCAGGUGAGCCUUGCAGGGCAGUUCAGCUGCCUGCUGGUCUUUGCAGAGAGAAAUUAAACAGACACCCAAAGUCUGCACGUGGGCAAUGGUGCCGGUGGUCCAGUUCCAGCCAUGGGGCUCAGCAGCCCCCGCUGGAAGGAAUGAGGCUGGGCUGGGUGUGCUGCUGCCCUUCCCCACUCCUCACCCAGCACGACAUGACCUUGCUGAUGGGGUCCCUACUCCAGCUUUGGGUUGUGGUACCACAGCCCAGGGUGGGAGCGUGUGCCAUGCCAGGGCUGGAUCUUGCUCCACUGCAGCCAGUGGCUGUUGCCUGUUUGCUGCCCCAGGACGUGUUUGGCGCCUGCAGCCCACUCGCACACCACCCUCCUGGGCAGGCAAAUUAAAAGGCUUCAACACUG
Messenger RNA from Corvus hawaiiensis (hawaiian crow), 1909 nucleotides. RefSeq names its product somatomedin-B and thrombospondin type-1 domain-containing protein-like. Lineage: Eukaryota; Metazoa; Chordata; Aves; Passeriformes; Corvidae. The record is from RefSeq and is a predicted model, not a curated record. The coding region runs from base 1 to 1107 and encodes 368 amino acids. The transcript has 5 exons.